AUGAAUCGCUCUGGUUACCUAACGUGGAGAGCUAAGCAGAAGUCUCAAGCUGCCUCUCAAGUCUCUGAACUUCUAGCCUCUUCGGCUAUCCAGCCAGCGUUAACGGAAGAGGAGCGCAGCCGCAUCGCCGCGCUGAUAAGAAAAGAAGGUCUCACUACAAACGAAGAGACUCAGAUCCUCGAGGAUGUUGCUUGCCUAGUCUUCCUCGACGACCAGUUUGACGACUUUGAAGCCAAAGCUGACAUAGAUGAGGAUAAGAUGGUGGGCAUUUUGAAGAAGACUUGGGCCAAAAUGACUGAGCAGGGACGAAGCUUGGCUCUAGGAAUGGAUCUCAGUGAGAGGGCAAAAAUGCUAAUUGCAAAGGCUCUAGAAGCUUCUACAGAAUGA
Messenger RNA from Pochonia chlamydosporia 170, 387 nucleotides. RefSeq names its product glutamyl-tRNA synthetase. NCBI's taxonomy places the organism in Eukaryota, Fungi, Ascomycota, Sordariomycetes, Hypocreales, Clavicipitaceae. The transcript has a single exon. The record is from RefSeq and is a predicted model, not a curated record. Bases 1 to 387 code for a protein of 128 amino acids.